Molecule: messenger RNA, 1282 nt
Organism: Rubroshorea leprosula
Lineage: Eukaryota; Viridiplantae; Streptophyta; Magnoliopsida; Malvales; Dipterocarpaceae
Source: the annotation of a GenBank genome assembly
AAAAUUUGAGUUAUGACAGCUGGUCUCCUCGUUUUGCGUUGAGGUCUGGAACUAGUUCCAGAUUUCAAUUCUGGUGUUGUUGGCAGACUUCCUCCAGUAUUGACCUCUACUUCUAUAGGCAGACUUUCUUCAGCUGUCUAUCUUAAAACCUUGAGAUCUGCUGAAGUUUGACCUUCUGAGUUCUGCAUAGUCAGAUCUUCUCCAUUUUCGAAAUCUACAGGAAUUUGUUGCCUAAAUUUUUUUGUCCAAGACCAAGUGCUUGCUUCAUCAAACACUACAUCAUGGCUAAUGAUGACCUUCUUAGUUAAAGGAUUGUAUAAUCUGUAAGCUUUGGACUGAUCACUAACACCAAGGAAAAUACACUUUUCCCCUUUGUCAUCAAGCUUACUCCUUUUCUAAUUUGGCACAUGUGCAUAUGCUAUGCACCCAAAAAUUCUAAAGUAAUCAACAGCAGGUCUACGUUCACUCCAAGCCUCUUCUGGCGUCAAAUCUGAAAGUGGAGAUGUGGGACUUUUGUUCAAGAUAUGAACACUCCAAUUAACAGCUUCUGGCCAAAACCUCUUAGGCAAGCCGCUCUUUGACAUCAGACUUCGCACCAUAUGUAUGAUUGUGCGAUUCCUCCUCUCACAUACACCAUUCUAUUGAGGUGUAUAGGCUGUUGUGAGUUGCCUUUUAAUGCCAUUCGACUCACAAAAAUCUGCAAAUUCCUUUGAAUUAAACACACCACCACGAUCUGUACGCAAAACCUUUACAGAUCUGCCAACCUCAUUCUUAGCCAAGACUUUGAAAUUUUUAAAGGCUGCUAAGGCUUCUGACUUGGUCUGCAAAAAAUACACCCAUGUUUUGUGACUAUAAUCAUCAACAAAGGUAAUAAAGUAUUGUUUACUUCCAUUGGAUGUUGGAUUUAUGGGUCCACACAGAUCAGAACGAACCAAAUCUAGCACCUGCUUUGCUCUCCAAGAUCUAUCUUUAGGAAAGCUGUCACGAUGUUGUUUACUGACCACGCAGAUUUCACAAAUUUCUAAAGGAGAAUCAAAAUGAGGAAGACCAUUUACCACCUUCUUCUGCUGCAAAGCUUUCAACCCACCAAAAUAAAGAUGUCCAAAUCAGCAAUGCCAUAACCAAGCUGUGUCUUUUAAUCUGGCAGAUAAACAUGACAGAUUUGUGGUCUGCAAGUAUAAUGGAAACAACCUAUUUCCCAUCAUCUUGACCUUUGCAAUCAGACGAAGUUUUAAAUCACGAAUGUGACAAACUCCAUCUUUAAUAAGGAUUUCAUAUCCUU